This is a messenger RNA of Homarus americanus (American lobster), 1802 nucleotides long. RefSeq names its product TATA-binding protein-associated factor 2N-like. The record is from RefSeq and is a predicted model, not a curated record. The transcript is spliced from 9 exons. NCBI's taxonomy places the organism in Eukaryota, Metazoa, Arthropoda, Malacostraca, Decapoda, Nephropidae. The coding region runs from base 167 to 1375 and encodes 402 amino acids.
GGAAGUUCAGUACUGGCGAACGAAGCGCUGUGGGAAACGCUCGUUCAGUAACUUGACGAGUACAUACGUUCUUGUUUGUGGCGUCGCUGAAACAAGUAAACGUUAGUGUUGCUAAUAAUAUUUGACGGUUUAUACCAUUCGUUGGCCCAAUUUGUGAGCCUUCUACAUGCACACCUCAAAUCCCACCACAAUGGGACGAGAACGGGACAGGGAUCGAGACCGUGAACGGUAUCACCGGCAUAGAUCUCAUUCCCGUGAACGAGAACCAGGGAGACGUGACAGAGACCGGGAACGUGAGAGGCGAGAUCGUAGGUCUCGUUCCAGGUCACGGUCAAGAUCCAGAUCUCCUCGAGGUUCCCAUCGAAGGUCUCCUGUUUAUAUGGCAGGACCUUCUGGAAGACAUGAGGAUGGUCCAUCACAAGAACUGUCAGCAGAGGAGAAGCAGAUGCGUGAGGUGCUGGGAUUUGCAUCUUUCCACUCCACAAAAGGUGUUCAACAUUUUGAGACAUGGGGUGCAACCUGUACAGAGGGGAAGAAGAGGGAGGAUUUGCCAGAUUAUGAAGAGUUUCAGAAGUGGGUAGAGAAGAGAAGAGAGAUAAAAUAUGAAGAAAGAAGGAAGGAAUUUGAAGAAAAAAAAGAAGCUUAUCGCAAGGACUUUGAGUCAAGGAAUAAUAGAGGCAGAGGAUGGGAUGGAAGGGGCAGAGGAACUUAUGGUAGAGAUGACAGAAACAGCUAUGGUCGAAAUGACAGAGGUGGUGCAUAUGGUCGAAGUGACAGAGGUGGUGCAUAUGGUCGAGAUGAUAGAGGCUAUAGUCGUGAUGACAGAGAAGGAGGAGGUUAUAGUCGAGAUGACAAAGGAGAAGGAGGAGGUUAUAGUCGAGAUGACAAAGGAGAAGGAGGAGGCUAUGGUCGAAAUGACAGAGGAAGAGGAGGCUAUGGUCGAGAUGACAGAGGAAGAGGAGGCUAUGGACGAGAUGACAGAGGAAAGGGACAGGGUUAUGACAGAGGUGGUGGCCAUGGUCGAGAUCAAGAUGACAGAGGAGGUGGCGGCUAUGGUCGAGAUCGAGAUGACAGAGGAGGUGGCUAUGGUCGAGAUCGAGAUGACAGAGAUGGUGGCUAUGGUCGAGAUCAAGAUGACAGAGAUGGUGGCUAUGGCCGAGAUCAAGAUGACAGAGGUAGUGGCCAUGGCCGAGAGGAAAAAGACCACAGUUAUGGCCAAGAUGACACAGGGGGAAGCAGAGAACAUAAUCAAGGAUAUGACAGAGACAAAGAUGAUUACUCACGCCCACCUAGAAGGCAUUCUCCUGGUGUGAAUUCAGGUCGAGAGUAUUCUUAUUCAAAAAGGGAAUCCAGCUUCAGUCGUGAUCCUUACUAGACAUGAUCUCUCUUACUCCACAGAAGAAAAAGCCAGAAUCAUCAGACGAUGGUUUGAUGAACAGCCAGACAUAAAACUUCUGGAGAGGCCGAGCAAAGGGUGUGAUCUCAACCCCAUCGAGAACGUAUGGAGAACCAUCGUUAGCUCAUGGGAGACGGACAGUGGCCGAACACCACAGCAACUCCUCCAACACACGAAGGAUGAGUGGGAGCGUUUUCGCAGAAAUCUUCAACAAAUUCUGUAUAAUACUGUAGCCUCUCUCCGAAACAGACUGCAAGAAGUAAUUGCUAAGAAUGGUGGGUGGAGAAAGUACUAACGUUGGAACUGGCUAUUCAACCACCCACCCCCCUCCAAGAUUCAUGUAUGACACUACUUCCACCUCUGACCUGGUUCGUAUUGCGACACUAAAUAAAGCAUAACAGAUAAA